AUGUGGUCAGUGGGUAGGGCUACGGCCUCAGCCGCGUCAAUGUCCAACGAGCUCACUGUAGCUGCCGCUAACUUCAAUCUCGAUUUCACGUUAAUGAAAGUCGAGGCACCUCCAGAGUACCAACGACUUGGUGCGGCGUUGUCAACAAGCAGGCGUGAGCGAGCAGAGGUGGGGUCUGCCCAUACCACGGCUCGCAAGUUGGGAGCUCUCUUUGAACAGAUUCUACCCGCAACACCGAGACUAUUCCAAGCAUAUGGACAACGUGCCUCGGACACCGCCAACUCUCCAACAUCAAAUCCCCUUCAAGGACUGAGCAGCGGCCCCUUUGCGGACCAUUUAGGUAUUGAUGGGACGAACAUCUGGGCAGCGGCAACUUCUGGGAAGCGAGCAAUUGCAGUUCAUCUGUUGGCUUGUAUGUUGGCAAGAAUACUUCAAGGGCCAGAAGCAAUAUCAACCUGGGUGGAGUUGGUGGAGCGAAGGAAGCAACAGAUCAAGACAGAAUUUGAGCAAAAUUCAAUUUCAGAUAUGCCCAGUAUUAUGGCGGCGCAACAGGAUAUAUCAAGAGAGCAUCUUGCUCUCUGGGAUGCCAGUGCGCGGGCCUGGCUCCAAACUUGCGACAAUGUUCACAAGAACCAACAAACUCAACUCAGACUGAUUGUCAACAACGUCAACUAUCCUAUCAACAACCACAAGGACACUUAUCAGAGUGUUAUCGAAGCUUGGGUCGAUUCCAUGACUUCCGUGGAAGGAUUGAUAUCAGGAGUACCACAGAGAGUGCAAAAUGGCGCAGUUCUGCUAGCACUGUCCUCUUGGCACUUAUACCCAGACAUGGUAGUACUUGGGUCAUCGAUACAACCUGGAAAUUCGAUCCACUCCGGAAGAUCCAGCCGACAUGAAACAUCGCAAGAUGCUCUUCAGAUCUCGCAAAAAGACCCCUUAAUUGAAAUUGGCGGUAUCCUCACUAUUGGGCUUCACGUCAAUCAAGACAGCGAUUCUGGAGUAUUCUGGUCUCUUCCGUUGGCGCACAUGCGUUAUUAUGGUACCACUCCAGUUGCAUCUCGGGCUCUGGCCUUUGAUACCUCCAGAGUGACUGUAGACCAAUUUUACCAGGUAAUCUUAGGCUGCUUAAGUGCUCAUUGGAGGGCCCAGCCUCAGGUUGUUGCAGAAUCCAUCAUUACUCUUCACGGUGCUGUGCAUAGCGACAUCAAAGCGGAAGAACCUCCGUUUGGCCACACAUAUGAUUGUUUGGAACCGAAUUGCUGGUUUAUGAAUUUGGUUGAAGCGGCUAAGCAGUUCACAAGCUAUCGGGGCCAUGAAAAGCAGAUUCUGGCGAAGCUUGCGGCGUUUGGGGCUAGAAGAGCACAAGCACUUUUAUGCAGAUUCCCUAAAAACUCCCUCCCUGCGUUCGGUCUUACAGACUUCCCUCUCUUGUUUUCUUUGCUGAGAAAUGACGAGCAACGCAUCAAGAUCCUCCGCCAAUACGCCAAACGAUAUGGACUGAAGCAUAACGACAUAAUAAUCCGCUAUAGGCCCGUCACUUCCUUUUAUAACAAAGGCACACUUGAUUCUAUGUUCGCAAAAAAGUCACCGGACUACUUCGAAUAUGCCUCUGCUAUCUCGUAUUGCCGAAAAUCUCUCAAACGUGAUCAUACUGGUUCUCAAUGUGAAAACUACAAGCAUCGUCGCUGGAUUGCCGGCUAUCCUUUGACCCGUCAGGAAAAAUACUCCCCUAAUCCAUUGGAGGUGGGAUUUUGUGCCUGUCGCUGUCGUUUUGCAAGGAAACCGUGUGAAAAUGAUUUUGACUGCCCAUGCUGCUUAGAUCGAAACCACCCAUGUAGCAGAAAAUACCCCUUAUCGUCAGAUGAAGAUAAGACCAAAGCUAAAAUAGAAUUGGAUAAGAGUGUGAAAGACAGGGGACAAUUGGCAACUGAAAAAGAGGUAGAAUAUCGUAAAAGGGCUGAGACGAAGCAGGAAGAGGAGGAGCGGAAACUAGAUGCGGAACGGAAAGGUAUACUUGCCGACCUUCUCGAUAUUAGGCGAGCAUUCUUUGAGAGCAUCGGUGAAAUACCAUUUCAAGUCGAAAAGGAAGAUAUCCAGGAGAAGAUGUCACUUCAAGUCGGACAAGAAGGAGGUGCUAAGGAAAGUACCGAGAAAAGCGCUCCCUCAUACCACAGCCCAUUUGACCCUGUGCGCCUACAAUGGCGGGAAUUUGGCUCCGAAUCAAUCUUGGUUGCAAAGCCAGAUGCCAAGAUCUCAAAGCCCAAUGCUUCGAACUCCGUCGGCCUUAACAGCGAUUAUGAUAUCGAUGCUUGGGAUAAGGAGAAGUUUACUUACUUUGAAUUUCUCUUGGGGGACGAAAACACUGCCGCCUUAUUUAUACGGAGGGAUGUCAAUGUUGAGAGACAUGCACCUUCCCAUCAAGCUACUCUCAGCGAUGUAACUCAAGCCCUAUCUGAGAAUUCUAUUCUCUCAGUGGAGCUAGAUAAGCACCUCGCGCAGUGGGGGGCGCCACCACCAUCUCCAGAACAUCCCGAUGGCGCUAUUAAGAGGUCGCUAAAAGCAAUGAGCGCUGUCAAAGAACUCUAUUCUAACUUGGCGGAAGCUACUGUCGCUUUGGAAGUCAUAAACUAUCCAUUAUACGACACACAGUGGGCUCUCACAUGGUCUAAAUCUCAGGAUAUGGACCUCAGUACUGCGUUUUCUUGCAUAAUGCUGUUUGAGUCUGGCAGAUUUGAUAUUCAGCCCAAACGCCUAGCCCGAGUAAUGGCCAUGGCGGUUGGGAACUCUAUUUAUAUCGGAGGCGUUUUGGUAAACGAUCCGACAAAUAUAAAAGCCCAAAAGCAGAUAAAGCGAGUAGUUGGAAAUUUGGGCCGGGCGGGAAUGGUGCUCCUGAUUGCGCCCAACGAGCCCAAGGUAAAGCCAUUGGAGUAUGACAGGUGGAACCUGGUAAACCAUGCAGACUUUGAUGGCGAGAUGCAUGAUUCAUUCCAGAACACAACACUCCAUCUCUCCUUCACUGAGUUUCAGAUGCCAUUAGAUGUAAUUGGGGCUCAAGGUAUUCGCGAUACAGAGGUUAGCAUGCUUGAGUCGGUUGUGUCAGUCCACAAUCGGGGUGAAUGGAUCGGAGAUUUGAAUGUUCUGUCUUUGCUUCCCGACGAGUCUGAUAAUGGACGGGUGCUAUCUCAUAUCUCUUACCAAUGCUCUCAUUCUCCACAGGAAAGGGCCUUUCGAAAAUCUGGUGUGAUGUCUCCAAUCAUUUCACUUGACUCAUGGAAUGAGUUUCUUGACCGUCCUAUCGGGAAUGAAACUACAAUUUUUCGAGGGCAUGGUAAUUGGGUUGCACGACUAGCAGCAGCAGCGAUCAGUGUUCAAAUGGGCCUACCAACUUUCACCCUGUCAGAUGAUGUUUGUUGGAAAUGUUGUGAGGACAUCCUCGCAAAGCAAUGGGCCGGAAAAUCUAUGCUGAUAGGGUAG
Molecule: messenger RNA, 3474 nt
Organism: Venustampulla echinocandica
Lineage: Eukaryota; Fungi; Ascomycota; Leotiomycetes; Helotiales; Pleuroascaceae
Exons: 1
Coding region: 1-3474 (1157 amino acids)
Source: RefSeq, a predicted model, not a curated record